AUGUCAGUGGUACCAGAAGCCAAAACUCGUAUGAGAGAAUUGUUUGGAUCAAUCCAACGUCAAUUUGAAAGCAUUCAAAUACUUUUGCGAUGUAGCAUAUGCCUUUCAACUUUACGAGAUCCAAUUAUGUCAACUUGUAAUCAUCCCUUUUGCAGAAGUUGUUUGAUGAAAUGUUUUGAGAAAAUUCCGGCGCUUAAAUGUCCUGUUUGUAAGGCAGCGCUUAACAGAAGAAGUUGUGCAGCCAGCCCUACACUGUCAGCUUCAGUUGCUAAUUAUUUGCUGUUAGUGAAAGCAUUUAGAAAGGAUAUUGAAAACACUGAUUUUGCAAAAGAAAAUAGCUUUAUUGAAAGUCAGGUUCCACUGACGCAGGUACCCACAUUUGUUCCACCAAUGCAGGCGUCGACAUCACGACAACAGCCUUGCAGUAAACGUGAACAGAUAAGCAAGAAAAAAACAAAGAGUACAAAACGACAUCUGAAACCUUCUCUUUCGCCUGUGGAGAAAAAGCAACGCAUCAGUGAAGAAAAUUCUAAUUCGUUGAAAAGAACAAGUGUAGAAAGCCGUUCCAAAGUAUCGCAGAAAAAAAGUUACUCUGGUCUUGAGUGUGAUGCUUCAAAUGUUAAUAUUAAUUUGUUGGAAGAGAAUGAAACCAAUGUAAAAGCAUCGAACGAGGAUCAGAAGGAAGUUAAACAUGCUAAAAAUCAAACAGUUAAGAUUAAACCGCGGCUUCGAAGUAAACGAGUGAAUACUGAUGCCAUUUUAACAAGAAAUAAUGAUAAUCGUUCCUGCACAAUGAGUGCUUCUGCUGAGCUGCAUUCAUAUGUGAAUUGUAUGCUCGAAAACAAUGAUAAUCAAGAGUCGAGAAUCGAAAUUCUUCUCAAAUGUAUGCCAUGGAUUUCUAACUUCCUGAACCUGGAAACAGAAGAAUUGGUCAGUGCAAUUAAUGAAACAGGGGAGAAAUGUCAUGAUGGAAAAAUUUGUCAUGGAUACAGCAGAACAAGGCCUCCGUCUGAUUCUUAUCAUGUGUUGCACUCGAAGGGAAACAGUCAAAAAGAUUGGAGCUCAAGAGGACCGAAUUUUUCGCCAAUGAAGACAAGACGAAGUAUUCAGAAUGAAAAGGCAGUUAAUUUUUUGACGGCAUCUGGAUCGACAGUUAUAUUCAGAAUUUUGUUGCGUGAUUUCUUAAAUAAAUUUACAUCAUUCGUAUAUUGCGGAGCAAUGGAUAGAAGAUCGAAAUAUCUCAUUGUUUUUACAGAUAAUCAAUUAGUUUAUGAAUCCCGAAAAUUGGAUGUGAAUGUAAUUUACGCUUUGGCUAAUAAUUGUCAGCUUGUGUCGCAUAUUUGGUUGGAACGAUGUAUUGAGGACAAUGACAUCGCUUCUACGAGUGAUUAUCAAGUUACAUUGAAAAUGAGUGGUACUGUAAUAAAAGUCGGCACUGAAAUUCUCUCUGGUAAUCCUGCGGAGCUCUUCAUAGGAUAUACAUUUUAUGUGCCGAGCACUUUUUUUAAUUCGAAGCAAAUGAAAAGAGAAACUUUCUUGGAAAUCAUUGAAAUGACUGGUGGUGCUAUUGUAUUAUAUACAUGGCAGUUGCCAUGUAAUCGCCGUUAUAUUAUAUUUGGCCCAAAGAGUGAUGCUCGGGAUGCUGCUCGCAGAUAUGAAGAAGAUUUGGAAGUUGAAGUGCUGCAAGCAGAUUGGAUUGUUGAAUCGAUCAUUCGACGUGUUAUCCAAAGAAAAGAAAUAUUUCGUGUUAGUCGCCUUUGCUUACGUAAUCAUUAA
Messenger RNA from Thelazia callipaeda (thelaziosis nematode), 1776 nucleotides. Lineage: Eukaryota; Metazoa; Nematoda; Chromadorea; Rhabditida; Thelaziidae. The record is from the annotation of a GenBank genome assembly.